AUGUCCGCCCCCAAAGCCGGUCGGCAGUCUCCCGACCCCGAGAACCAGUCUGGUGCGCAGCAGCAGGACGUGCCCGGCUUGGGAAAAGUCCUUCCGGAGUAUGCGCCGCCUGAGGGGGACGAGUACUCCAAGCAGAGCUCGGAGCGGACCAAGAGCGAGUUGAAGAGUAAUCCGGUUCAUCCGCUUGAGAAGUUGGCAGUGCAUCUGGUUCCAUCUGGCAACUGGCAGAGAUCAGCCUUAAGAUUACAUGCUGCCGAACUUCGACGUAGCAGCAUGCACAUUCUGAGAGUACUAGAAAUCACCUACAAGCAACACGCAGACUAG
This is a messenger RNA of Rasamsonia emersonii CBS 393.64, 324 nucleotides long. RefSeq lists its product as uncharacterized. The transcript is spliced from 2 exons. NCBI's taxonomy places the organism in Eukaryota, Fungi, Ascomycota, Eurotiomycetes, Eurotiales, Trichocomaceae. The coding region runs from base 1 to 324 and encodes 107 amino acids. The record is from RefSeq and is a predicted model, not a curated record.